AGCGUUGUCCAGCACAUUCCUACCCACUUCCAGUCUAUAGGUCCUUGGCCCCAUCCCUUAAGAUUGUCUAAUGCUUGAUUGUGUUGUUUUGGCUCCUAUUUUUGGUUCUGUACUUUGUCUGUGCCAGUGUAAAUGGCUAAGUAGUUUCUAACUCUUGAUGCAGGUUCAGUGAAGUGGGGCCCUAUCUCCAAGGAGCAAGAAGACGAGGUUGAGUGGGUGAGGGCGCAGCUAUCAGAGACUGAGCGUGAGUGCGGGAACUUAGUCACGCAGAAGAAUUUGUUUGAGUCCGGACUGCUGCAAGGAAUGGCUGGCAUCAUAAGGGGGAGCACGAAAGUGGCCGUAGAUAUUGAUGAGGCCGAGAUGCAGAAGCGGCUGAGGGAGUCUCGGGCCAAGAAAGCUGAGAAGAGUGCUGGAAAACGACCCAGAGAUGAUGAUGAGGGUCGGGUUGCGGACGUGCUGGGCAAGAGGAAAGCCUUAGAGGAGGCGCAUCAGCAUGUGAUGGGGUCGGGGCCGAGACUUCCGCCCUUUGAUCUGCAGGCACCGCCGAAGCUACCCUUCGGCAUGGAGGAUGUGUUUGCUGAAGGGGUAGAGAAGGUAGACUUCGGCAGGCUACGCCAGCAGAAGAAGGAAGUCAACCUGGCUAUGCACCGGCAGGAGGUGCCUUUGGUGAACGUCUUCCUGGAAGGCGUGAAGAGCGACCCUGAGGCUCUGGCGAGGACUCCAGCCUCUUCCUUCAUAGACCGGGCCCAAAAGACGAUCCUCACCUCUGCCUAUGCCUUUGGCGAGAUGUACGUCAGCAUGGCCAAGGCUGACAAGGAGAUCCAGAGGCUGAAGAGGCGGGAUGAGCUGGCCAAGAGCAAAAUGGCGGAGGCGCAGGAGGCCAUCCGAGAGAAGAACGCCUUGCUGGUGCAAAAGGCGGCCCUGGCCAAGGAGGUGGAGGAGCUGAAGAGAUCGAAGGCCGAGGAGGUGGCUGCUGCCCGAGUCGAGGCGAUCGAGUCCUUCCGAUCCUCAGAGGAGCUGAAGAGCUAUAUCAUGGACCGACUGGUUGAUGAGCAGCUUCGCUGGGAAGAUAGGUUGGUUAGGUUCAACCCCUCGGUGGAGAUUAACUUUGACACCAGUGGCGAGCCUCCUGCACAGACCCCUCCUGCUGAUGCUAGCGCCCCAACACCUGAGGCAGAGCCGGCUACUGAGGAUGCCCCUUCGACCGAGUCUUGAAGGCGUUGCCUUCG
Molecule: messenger RNA, 1229 nt
Organism: Prunus dulcis (almond)
Lineage: Eukaryota; Viridiplantae; Streptophyta; Magnoliopsida; Rosales; Rosaceae
Exons: 3
Coding region: 304-1215 (303 amino acids)
Source: RefSeq, a predicted model, not a curated record